GACAAAUUUAAGGUGAUAUUUCGCCUACUGUAUUUCAAUUGUCAAACGUUUUUAGGGGUUGUAUUUCCAUAUGAAAUUUCAUAGUAAAUAAUUUGUCCUUACGACGAUGUCUAUAUGCAGUUACUGUGAUAGGUAGUUCAUUUGUUGAUUAUAGUCACUCAUGCUGUAAAGUUUGCAAUAGAUAUCUUCUAAAAGUAUGAUUCCUCUGAUCUUUAAAGAUUAUCAGUAAUUUUUGCAAUGUCUAUCGUGUUUCAUAUUGAAACUCGUAAAAGCUAUGCUAGGGUGAUUAUAUAUAUUUAACAGUAGGUCUUUUUCUUUUUCAGUUUCUACUCGUAAGAUAUUAGCUCGUGGAGCAAUUCCAUCCUUAAACUUGCCAGUGAAGAGUAUACCACCUCCACCUCCUGCUACACCAAGGCGUGAUCUAGUGCGACAGCAAAUUGAUGAUCCUGUCCUAGUGGUUUAUCGAAACUUUAAACACUUUCAACAAAAGAUAUUACCAUUGAAGAUGAACAGAUGGUGCAAAAAAGGGGAAGAGGACAGUAUAGUUUUUGAGUUUUUCCAGCCACCUUAUACCCUACCAAAGCUUUCCUUGUCAGUUGUUUCUGAACUCACCUUUUCUGUUGCUGUGUACAACUGGUUUUUACCAGAUGACCAUUAUAUUUAUGUUAGUCACAAAAGAUCUUUAAAGCAUACAUCCAUCUCUACCCUAAUGGCCACUUUGGAAAGUGCUCAAGUUUGUCAAGGUCUAAGUAAAGAGAAACACAUUGUCUCUUUAUGUGAAGAUCCCAGUCCGACUUGUGGUGCCAGCAGUGUCAUGAGACAUACAAUCCCAAUUGAGCGAAAGUGCUAUGAAGAAGAUGGUCCACCAUUUCAGGCUCAUGUGUUUAUCAGGUCAGAGCAUUGUGAGUUGCUUUGCAGCAACGUCUCCUGUUCUGAUUGUAUCAAAAAGGAAAAAUCCCUUACAAAAAUGAAAGAGAGUGCUGUCAAGAAAGGAACAGAGCCUCUGAAAAGUAAUGCACCCCUGUCUGGCUCAAGUAAGGAGAGGUUAAUUGCCACUGUUCAACAGCAAAGGCUGGUUUGUAAAGAACUUGAGGGUCGAAUUGCUGAACUGGAGAAAGAAAUUGAGAGCAACAGCAUCCCUAUCGACGAAACAAUGGAAAAAGAUAUCUUGGCAAUUCUUGCUGACAGAAGUGAUGAUGUAACCCCCCACAUGAAAGUUUUCUGGGAGCAGCAAAGGAAACUACUAGCUAUGCCAAAAUUUGGAAGAAGGUACCAUCCUCAUAUCAUCCGUUUCUGCCUGUCUCUUCAUGCCAAGUCUCCAGCAGCAUACAAAGAAUUGCGAGAGUCUGGUGUUUUGGUACUACCAAGUGAGAGAACUCUCAGGGAUUACCGAAAUUUCUUCAAGCCAAGGGCUGGUUUUCAUCCUGAUAAUAUUGAAAGAUUAAAGAAUCAAACAAGCCAGUAUUUUGACAUACAGAGGUAUGUUGUCCUUUCAUUUGAUGAAAUGAAAAUCCAAUCAAAGCUGGUCUUUGAUAAACACUCCAAUGAACUAAUUGGCUUUGUUGAUCUUGGAGAAGAGGAACUGAAUCUUAGCAGUGGAUCGUCUGACCUUGCGACCCAUGCCCUGGUAUUUUUUGUACGUGGUGCUGCAAGUGUUCUUAAAUAUGCCCUUGCGUACUUUCUUACUAAAGAUGUCACUUCAUAUCAGAUAAUGCCUUUGUUUUGGAAAGCUGUAUCUGUACUUGAGCUUACGUGUAAUCUCUGGGUUUGUGCCACUGUAUCUGAUGGAGCAUCACCUAAUCGCCUCUUCUACCAACUGCAUUCCGAUUUGGUCGAACCAGGUACAGAAGUGGUAAACUACACACCAAAUCUUUUUGCUUCAAGUCGAAAAAUCUACUUCUUCUCUGAUGCACCACAUUUGCUUAAGACUACCAGAAACUGCCUAUUUAAUUCUGGAAGUGGUAAGCGCACACGCUACAUGUGGAACAACAAGAAGUACCUGCUCUGGGAACACAUUGCCAAACUAUUUACUCGGAUCUUGAUUCGGGUCUCCACCAGCUACCUAAGUUGA
Messenger RNA from Dendronephthya gigantea, 2071 nucleotides. RefSeq lists its product as uncharacterized. Lineage: Eukaryota; Metazoa; Cnidaria; Anthozoa; Malacalcyonacea; Nephtheidae. The transcript is spliced from 2 exons. Bases 506 to 2071 code for a protein of 521 amino acids. The record is from RefSeq and is a predicted model, not a curated record.